CUGACCUACCUGGUGGUCUGGGUGUUCCUGGUGAAGAAGGGUUACCAAGACACCGACACGUCCCUGCAGAGCAGCAUCGUCACGAAAGUCAAGGGUGUGACCUUUACCAACACCUCUGAGCUCGGGGAGCGACUCUGGGAUGUUGUUGACUACGUCAUCCCACCCCAGGGAGAGAACGUCUUCUUCGUAGUCACCAACUUGAUCGUGACCCCCAACCAGCGGCAGGAAACCUGUGCUGAGAGUGAAAGCAUUCCAGAUGCCUUGUGCUAUACGGACAGCGACUGCCCUUCUGGGGAGCCUGUUGUGGCUGGAAAUGGAGUGAGGACUGGCCGCUGCCUUCGGGUGGGGAACACGCGAAGGGGCACCUGCGAGAUCUUCGCCUGGUGCCCGGUGGAGACAAAGUCCAGGCCAGCGAAGCCACUCCUGGGCAAGGCUGAAGACUUCACCGUUUACAUAAAGAACUUCAUUCGUUUCCCCAAAUUCAACUUUUCCAAGACCAAUGUGCUGGACACCAAAGACAGAGAUUUCCUGAAGUCCUGUCAUUUUGGUCCCAAGAACCCCUACUGCCCCAUCUUUCGACUGGGGUCUGUGGUCAGUUGGACAGGGAGCAACUUCCAGGAGAUAGCCCUGCAGGGUGGCGUGAUAGGAAUUCAGAUCGAAUGGGACUGUGAUCUUGAUAAAGCUUCUUCUGAAUGCAACCCUCACUAUUCUUUUAGCCGUCUGGACAACAAAUUUUCAGAAAACUCAAUCUCCUCUGGGUACAACUUCAGGUUUGCCAAAUAUUACCGAGAUGGAGCUGGAGUGGAGUUCCGCACCCUUGUGAAGGCCUAUGGGAUCCGCUUCGAUGUGAUGGUGAACGGCAAGGCAGGGAAGUUCAACAUCAUCCCCACAAUCAUCAACAUUGGCUCUGGGUUGGCACUCUUGGGUGCUGGAGCUUUCUUCUGUGACCUGGUACUUAUCUACCUCAUCAAGAAGAGCCACUUUUACCGAGACAAGAAGUACGAGGAAGUGAGGUCUGGCCGCGUGGGGGAUGGAAAGGUGAAUGUGGAGCAGCUACAGAACCUGCAGACUGCGGAGGCAUAGCCAGAGGUGUUCGCCGAGAGCAGAUUUGGUGAAGAUGUUGGGGCAGAACUGCCCUCCGCUCUGAACUGAAAAUUGUCUUUGUGUUUGCAUGGGUCGUGUGCUUCCGGGCACAGCCAUCUCUUCCACACCUUGAGAUCUAAUGACAAGCUUUUCGUUUUGUGUCAGGGGAGGGGAGCCUCCUAGUGGCCAGUGCGGCUCGUAUCUAGAAGGGAAGGACUUGGACAGGGAAGUGGGGAAGGCCAGCGGCCUGAGUGGUACUCAAGAGUGUUUUAUAUUUCUGAGAACUUAGUUCAUUCAUUCAUUCAUGCAUUCACACAGUAAACACUAUGUGCUGUGGGCUGUGCCCUAUCCAAGAGAUGCUUAAACGAGGCACUCACCGGGCCUUGGGUCGGGGAGCACACGUGUAAUUCCUUCUAGAACCAACAGACAGCGCAGCCAGGCUUAGCCACUCUGGCCUUCCUCCAGCCUCUAGCCGAGACUUUCACAAAUCCCUGUUGAAAAUGAUGGCUCCUCAGAGAAAGACUUUGGCCAACAUCCAAGGGGACGUCUGGCGUUGCCCUCAGGGAUAAAUUCUAGGUGGCCAAGCAAGCAACCAGGAAAGGACUGGCCCUGUAAAGAGGCAGCUAGCCCUUGAGGGCUCUGAGGCAGCCUCUGCGGGUUUCCAGGUAGGGUGGGGAAGGAAGGGGAGGCAGCAAGGCCUCUGCUCCUGUCUCCCUGCCCAGCCUCAGGAAGCUCUGGGCAGAGUGCCUUACCCAGAUGGGAGAGCAUCUGCCGGCGCUGGUUCUCCCUCGCGGUUCUGUGGGGCUGGGUGUCCCCUCCCGGCUUCCCUCCCUUUCUCCUCCAAGGCUGCAUCUGAGGGCUGAGGGGUAGAAUAGGUGGCGCUCACCUGGCAGGUGGAGCACUUGUUAACAGGGAGGCCAAAGCUGUUAGAGAGGGCCCUGCCCCUCACCCUGCCGACUCCCCCCCAGCCCCACACUGCCGACCCGGCUGUCCCCCUCCCCCUCCCUCGCCUGGGGACCAGCGGCAGCAGCAUCCCCUGGGAGCUUGUUGGAAACGUGGUCUCUGCCCCCUCCUAAAUCAGAACCUGUGUUUCAACAAGACUCUAGGUGAUUCGUCUGAACAUUCAUGUGGAAGAGCACAGGUUAAGGAGAAAUGCAAAGUCUGGUUCUGAGAGAGGAAAAGGCCAGCUUUGGCAGCUGGUACGGAUUUUAGGCCAGAUUUACACACAUUCUCCUUUGAGAGCGAGAGGAUUCUUCCCAACCCCCACCCCCAGGAAAGUGACAUUAUGCUCAAUGUAUUUAAAUUAAAAUAUUUUGACUAGAUAAUACUUAUAUGAUUCAAAAACCAAAAGGUACAAAAGAAUAAACAGUGAAAAGCUUCCCUCCCACCCCCGUUCCCCAAGGCAACGUUACUGAUUCCAAGAGGCUCCGCCGUUUUGUUGAGAAUCUACUUGGUUACUUGUGCUUUCCCUCAGGAAAUGAACUUUUCCCGAUGGCAAAGUCAGAUCGAGUCCCCUCUGUGAGAAAGGGACGCGAUGGGGUACGCUCAAGCACAGGGCUGGGAGUCGGCUGGCUCCCUUCUCCCUCUCGCUUGCUGAGGAGCCCCUGUGUGAACCCGAGGGCACAGACCUAUGCUCCUAACUGGUGUCUGCUCUGCCCCGCAGCAAAGGCCUGCGGGCCGCCUGGGGCCCAGCAAGCUCCAUGCUUUGCUUGCCCAGCCCCCAGGCGCCAAGGACUGUCCCCUCUGGAAGUGCUCUCUGGGCCUCCCUCAGGUCCGAAGGCUGGAAGCAUCCUGCCACCUGGGAAGCCUGCUCCUUCUAGAUAGCGCAAACAGCUCCUUCACUCUGGGCUGGUUACCUGUCACCCACCCCGCCUGCUCUCUGAACACAAAAACUCCGGGUGAUCCACUAGGGCUAGCUCCGCCACCACAGCAAAGCUAGGAUUUGAUUGAUAUACUUUCAUGUUUGGGAGGAAGCAAAAAGGGCAGGGGUCAUGGCUGCUCCGGAGUUGUUCUGGUUUCUUGUAACCUGUUUUUGGAAUCGGGUUCCCGCAGCCACAUCAGCUGGGGAAACCGUCCUGUUCGUCUUACACUGGAAUGGAAGUGUCUCCCUACAGUUUUCAUUCAGUUGGUAAAUAUGUACUGAGUGCCUGUUGUCAGGUGAUGGACUAAAUCUGGUAACAGUUGUGAGAGACACAGAGACUGUCCCUGCCCAAGUGCUUACAGUCUAGGAGGUGGCCCUUAAUCAGUGGUCACACGCAGAAUCACAAGCUGAAUCUUCAGUGAGGAGUAGCCAGAGGGCCCCCUCAGGACGGGACGUAGAAGCCGAAAUCUGAGAGCAGUGUAACUAGCUGGUGGGGGAAGCGGCCCAGGCGAGGCAACCAAAGUGCGAAAUAAAUGCCUUGACCUGAGGAGUAAGUGGGGAGCUGGGUGGGGACAGUGUGCCUGAAGCUGGUUUCCUGAGGCUUCCUCUCCAUCAACUGUCUUUAAUAUUAAGGGCUGCGCCAUUAAACGUCACUGCCACAGAGGGACUUAACCCAAUGGUUUCAACUCCAGCCACGCUUCCCAGGUGGCCUCCCCUACAUGUCACAGGCCUCGUGCUCAGAACGGCCAGUGACCCCAUCACAGCUUCUGCAUAGCGCCGCACACUGCCAGUUUCCUCGCUUUUGCACAGCCCCUCGCUACCCCCUUUUUUUUUUUUUUUUGCAUAAUCUUGGUGGAUGAGUGGGAGGUUCAUAAAUCUUCUAGAAACUGGCUUUGAAAUGGGAAGUGAAGUGGGAACUCGGCUCCACUUGGAAGAGCCCCUUUCCCUCAGGGCACCGGCUGCCUCAGCAGGUAGAUGAGGGUGUCCGCCUCUCCAGAGCUCCUUUCCAGGCGGACAUUACAGGAUCACUUGAACCCUCUAUGCUUACCUUCAGGCCGUGGCCUAAGGCCAUCUACCUAGUAGUUUCGUGCUGAUUAAUUCCAUGCUUUGGGAGUGCCAUGAUGCCGGCUAGCGGGAUUUGUAAACUGGGUGCUACCAACGUGCCAUCAAGAGGACCAGCGAUGAAAGAGCUGAGUGCCCUCUACUCCUGAUGCAGGGGUCACCAGGACUGACCAGUCAUGGCUGCCUUGUUGCCACCACCCCAUCAGCUCUUUCUCCGUGGCUGGCUCCGCACUGGGGGGGCCGUUGUCAAGGGGGAACAUGACUUCCUCCAGGUGUCUAAGCACCCCAGCUAUGGACUACAGCGCCCCGCAGGGUCCCUAAGUCACCCCACUUGAAAUGGCAUCUUGUGUAUUUGGAAGGGGCUCCACCUGGUUGCUACCCUCUCCUCCACCCAAAUGAUGCAGCUUUUCUCAGAGCACAGUCUCCAGUGGAUGCGAGAGCACGGUCUCCAAACGGCACAGCUUUCUCCCAGCUCUGUUUCCCCUUAGGCCAGUGCACAGAAGGAAAGGGGGAAAGAUGGCAACCAGUACCUGGGACCUGCCCUGUAAACGUAUUGAUAUUUUUAUUUGGUUAUAAAACAAUAAAAGGUUUUAACUGUAAA
This is a messenger RNA of Suricata suricatta (meerkat), 4607 nucleotides long. It is a transcript of the gene P2RX5, whose product is annotated as purinergic receptor P2X 5. The record is from RefSeq and is a predicted model, not a curated record. Lineage: Eukaryota; Metazoa; Chordata; Mammalia; Carnivora; Herpestidae. The annotation marks the transcript as partial. Gene Ontology annotation, molecular function: ATP binding; extracellularly ATP-gated monoatomic cation channel activity; purinergic nucleotide receptor activity. The transcript has 12 exons. Gene Ontology annotation, cellular component: nuclear inner membrane; plasma membrane. Gene Ontology annotation, biological process: monoatomic cation transmembrane transport; response to ATP.